Molecule: messenger RNA, 984 nt
Organism: Drosophila bipectinata
Lineage: Eukaryota; Metazoa; Arthropoda; Insecta; Diptera; Drosophilidae
Gene: TfIIEbeta
Product: transcription factor IIEbeta
Biological process (GO): transcription initiation at RNA polymerase II promoter
Cellular component (GO): transcription factor TFIIE complex
Molecular function (GO): TFIIH-class transcription factor complex binding
Source: RefSeq, a predicted model, not a curated record
AUAUUUAUUAUUCAAACAAAUUCAAUAAAUAACAGUAAAAUGGAUCCAGCGCUGCUUCGUGAACGCGAGGCGUUCAAGAAACGGGCGAUGGCCACGCCAACCGUUGAGAAAAAGGCCAAAGUAGAUCGCCCAGCUCCCCCGCCUUCCAGCGAUGAUUCCAAGCGAAGAAUGCGUCCGCCCACGGCUCCCAAGCUGGAUGCCAACACGUAUAAGACUAUGUCGGGAAGCUCCCAGUACCGCUUUGGUGUGCUGGCAAAGAUCGUGAAGUUCAUGCGGACACGCCACCAAGACGGAGACGAUCAUCCCCUCACCAUAGAAGAGAUUCUGGACGAGACAAAUCAACUGGAUAUCGGGCAGUCAGUAAAGAACUGGCUUUCGGGGGAAGCGUUAAACAACAACCCUAAAAUAGAAGUCAGUCCUUGUGGCCAAAAGUUCAGCUUCAAACCUGUGUACAAAAUAAAGGACGGAAAAAGUCUAAUGCGGCUGCUGAAGCAACAUGAUUUAAAGGGCCUAGGUGGAGUUCUUCUGGAGGAUGUGCAAGAAUCUCUGCCACAUUGCGAGAAAGUUUUAAAAAACAGAGCUGCAGAGAUCCUUUUUGUUGUCAGACCUAUUGAUAAAAAGAAGAUAUUGUUCUACAAUGAUAGGACCGCCAACUUUUCAGUGGAUGACGAAUUUCAGAAACUGUGGCGUUCGGCCACCGUCGACGCCAUGGAUGAUGCUAAAAUCGAUGAGUACCUUGAGAAGCAGGGAAUCCGCUCCAUGCAAGAUCAUGGGCUCAAGAAACCUGUCCCCAAGCGCAAGAAGGCCGCCAACAAGAAGCGCCAAUUCAAGAAACCCAGAGACAACGAGCAUUUGGCUGAUGUUCUGGAAACAUAUGAGGACAAUACCCUAACGCAGAAAGGAGUGAAUCCUACCUAAAAAAGAAGUGUAAUAUAGAUUUAGAAAUAAAGAAAAAUUCAGUUAAAUAAGUACAUUUAAAUGAAA